AUGAAAGAAAGAGUUGGUGCUGUAGACCAAAAUUUAAAAGUGAUUUUUGACGAAUUUGUGAAACCGGACAAGCCUGUUCUUGACUAUAUGACAAGUAUUUCAGGAGUUACUGCUGAAGAUAUUAAAAAAGCUACUCUCUCUGUGGUUGAUAUACAGGAAAUAUUGAGGCCCUUUCUUUCUACGGGUACAAUUUUGGUAGGUCACAGUUUGGACCAUGAUUUGAAAGUAUUGAAGAUAGAUCAUCCAAAAGUAAUUGAUACUUCACUUGUUUUUAAGUAUCCGAAUGCACGAAAGUUUAGAAGACCUUCACUUAAUGACCUUUGCAAGUCUAUGUUGGGUUACGAAGUCCAAAAGGCUGGCGUUUCUCAUGAUUGCGUACACGACGCAGCAGCUACAAUGAAACUUGUACUUGCUCUUAUAGAGAAAAGAAUUGGCACAACAAUCUCCCAAUCUAAAGAGGAUUUGGAGGCUAAGAAAUCAAGACUCUUUGUGCAUAAAAUCCCUCACAAUGUGCCAUCUGAACUGCUGGAACGAGUUCUUUCUGUAGAGUUUUCUUCUAAAGAGUUUACAAUCGAUGUUAAGCAAGCAAAAACACCGGGAGGUUACUAUUGUGCGGUUGUUAAUUUUGAUAGCUCAAGAAAAGCGAAUAAAGCAUUUGAAAACGUUGCUGGAAACAAACUUGAGGAUUCGUCGGGGCUGCCACAGAAACGCAUUGUCUUCAGGCUGAGUUGUUGUCCAGGAGGUAGUUUAUUUGUUCGUAAAAUGGAUUAA
This is a messenger RNA of Camelina sativa (false flax), 771 nucleotides long. RefSeq names its product small RNA degrading nuclease 1-like. Gene Ontology annotation, cellular component: nucleus. Lineage: Eukaryota; Viridiplantae; Streptophyta; Magnoliopsida; Brassicales; Brassicaceae. The record is from RefSeq and is a predicted model, not a curated record. Gene Ontology annotation, molecular function: exonuclease activity; nucleic acid binding.